This is a messenger RNA of Chenopodium quinoa (quinoa), 1335 nucleotides long. RefSeq lists its product as uncharacterized. The record is from RefSeq and is a predicted model, not a curated record. Lineage: Eukaryota; Viridiplantae; Streptophyta; Magnoliopsida; Caryophyllales; Amaranthaceae. The coding region runs from base 1 to 1335 and encodes 444 amino acids. The transcript has a single exon.
AUGUAUGAAAGGAAGGUCGGGCCAUAUGUUAAUCCAGAGUUCGAGAAAGGGGUUGAUGAAUUUAUGCAAUACGUCAAAGAUAAUCCCGAAAGUAGUAACCCGAAUGAAGUUAGGUGUCCAUGUGCUAAAUGUAAGAACAAACGGCUUUGGGACCCAGAUACGGUUAAACUCCAUUUGUUUCGCGCGGGUUUUGUACGUAAUUACUAUGAGUGGAUGUGUCACGAGGAAGGUUUUCCGACAGUUCCUGCAAGAGGGUCCAACGAAUAUCGUGAAAUGGUUUUCGAUGCGUUUGGUCAAAGUCAGGAUCAUGUGCAUUCCGAAGAGGCUAGUGUUUCAUUAGAAGAGGAGCCUAAUGCCCAAGCUAAGCAUUUUCUGGAUUUGUUGAAGGCUUCUGAAAGGCCAUUAUACGAAGGUAGUUUGUUGUCUGUGUUGGAGAUGGCCGCUAGAAUCACAAGUCUAAAGUGCGAGUAUAAUCUUCCGCACAGAUGUGUCGAUGGGUUUGUUUCACUUCUCAGUGAAGCAAUUCCUAACAACAAUCAAAUGGUCGACACAUUCUAUGAGGUGAAAAAGAUUGUGAAGGGCUUGGAAAUGCCUCAUGAAAGGAUUCACACUUGUCCUAAAGGAUGUAUGUUGUUUUGGAAGGAUGAUGCCCAGCUGUCUACAUGUAGGGCGUGUGGUAGCGAUCGCUACAAGAAGACUUCCAAGGGUAUAGUGCCUUUGAACGUUUUGUUUUAUUUCCCGAUCACACCCAGGCUGCAAAGGCUGUUUACAACCAAGACUAUUUUGGAGGAAAUGACAUGGCAUUCGAAAAAUCCUCGAGUGCAAGGCACUAUGGCACACCCUAGUGAUAGUGAAGCUUGGAAACACCUGGACAACUGCUUUCCAGAGUUUGCCUCCGAGCCUCGUAAUGUUCGGCUUGGUUUGUGUACAGAUGGUAUCGCUCCUCAUGGCAAGUUUGGGGGACAAUAUUCUUGUUGGCUUGUCAUUUUGACCCCUUACAACCUGCCCCCCUCAAUGUGUAUGAAAAGACAAUUUAUGUUCCUUUCGUUGCUCGUUCCUGGUCCUAAAAAUCCUAAGGGCAACUUGGAUGUGUACAUGCAACCGUUGAUUGAGGAGUUGAAACAGUUGUGGGAAGUUGGUGCACAUACGUACGAUAUUUCCAUGAAACAGAAUUUCAAUCUUCGAGCAGCCAUCCUAUGGACCGUUAGUGACUUCCCGGCUUACGGUAUGUUGUCCGGUUGGGCCACAUCUGGUAAGAAAGCUUGUCCAUAUUGCAUGGACAAAAGCAAAGCAUUUUGGCUAGAAAAUGGUUGUAAGGUGUCUUGGUUUGAUUGA